AUGAACGUGCUAGAAGAAGAACUCCCCGAAACGACGACAGAGGAUAAAUUACGUCGCCUCGUGUCGUUAUUUUCAAACAAGAGUCUCGAUGAAAUCGAUAUGACCUUCGAUAUUCGAAAAGAUGUCAACGUCGACCACAGCUAUUUUUACGAGGUCAUAGCUGGAGCGAUCACAUAUCACUUCAAAUUGGAAACUGACGCCGAAACAGUGGAGACAUUUUCAACGUUACGAGAUAUAGUCGACUACGUGGAAUGCCAUCAAUAA
Molecule: messenger RNA, 264 nt
Organism: Ostertagia ostertagi
Lineage: Eukaryota; Metazoa; Nematoda; Chromadorea; Rhabditida; Trichostrongylidae
Source: the annotation of a GenBank genome assembly